This is a messenger RNA of Chelonia mydas (Green sea turtle), 3295 nucleotides long. It is a transcript of the gene PYCR1, whose product is annotated as pyrroline-5-carboxylate reductase 1. Gene Ontology annotation, biological process: L-proline biosynthetic process. Bases 163 to 1122 code for a protein of 319 amino acids. Gene Ontology annotation, molecular function: pyrroline-5-carboxylate reductase activity. The transcript is spliced from 7 exons. The record is from RefSeq and is a predicted model, not a curated record. Lineage: Eukaryota; Metazoa; Chordata; Testudines; Cheloniidae.
GCCGUCACUCUCCCCUCGCCGGACCGGCCACGUGGGCGCCAGCUCGGGGCUGCGGGUGCGGGUCUGGCCCAGGCCGCGCGAGCUCGCCGGCGCCUGCCCCGCCACCGCCUGCCCCGCGGGGGAUGCCGGCCGGCCGCGCGCGCGCGUAACCGCGGCCCCGCCAUGAGCGUGGGGUUCAUCGGAGCCGGGCAGCUCGCCUUCGCCCUGGCCCGGGGCUUCACCGCGGCAGGGGUUUUGGCUGCUCAUAAGAUCACAGCAAGUUCCCCAGACACUGACCUCCCAACUGUAUCUGGACUGAGGAAAAUAGGUGUAAACUUCACUAUAAGUAACAAGGAAACAGUUAAAAACAGCGAUGUUCUGUUCCUGGCUGUGAAACCUCCCAUCAUUCCCUUCAUUCUGGACGAGAUUGGCUCAGAUAUAGAGAAUCGCCACAUCGUGGUCUCAUGUGCUGCUGGUGUCACUAUCAGCUCCAUUGAGAAGAAACUCUCUGCCUUCUGUCCCACCCCGAAAGUGAUCAGGUGCAUGACUAACACACCUGUGAUCGUGCGGGAAGGUGCUACCGUCUAUGCCACAGGGACUCACGCAGAGGUGGAAGAUGGGAAGCUCCUGGAACAGCUGAUGGCUAGUGUGGGCUUCUGCACUGAAGUAGAAGAAGACCUAAUAGAUGCUGUUACAGGCCUCAGCGGCAGCGGCCCUGCUUAUGCAUUCACAGCCCUGGAUGCUCUGGCAGAUGGAGGUGUGAAGAUGGGGCUUCCUCGCAGGCUAGCUGUCCGCCUUGGAGCCCAGGCCUUACUGGGUGCUGCCAAAAUGCUGUUGGAAUCUGAGCAGCAUCCUGGGCAGCUGAAGGACAAUGUCUGCUCACCUGGGGGAGCCACCAUCUAUGCCCUGCACUUCCUGGAGAGUGGAGGCUUUCGCUCGCUGCUCAUCAAUGCCGUGGAGGCCUCCUGCAUUCGCACAAGGGAGCUGCAGCACCUGGCGGAUCAGGAGAAGGUCUCCCCGGCUGCCAUUAAGAAGACCCUUCUGGAUAAGGUGAAGCUGGAGUCUCCCUCUGUUUCCAUGGCUUCUGCCAACAAAGUCAGUCUGUUCAGCAGCAGCUGGGCGCCCAGCAGCAAGAAGAACUGAAGGGAUGAGGCUCGGCCAGGCACCAGCCCUCUUGCAUGCACUUUCUUCUCACUCUGUAAAGGAAAAGCUCUAGUCCUAGGCAUUCCCAGCCCUUGCCUGGCUCUCGGCCUGCAGCAACUCUGGGAGCGGUGCAAAGCUGUAGAGAAGGGACCUUAACUUCCAGCGGAGGGUGGGAACACUGUCACUAGCACUUCCUUCCCUUUGGGGGUGGGCAGUUGCUGCGUUACUGGCACAGCUGAUUGUCAGGGACACAAAGUGUCUCCUCUGGGCAGUGAGCUGGCUUCUCCAUAAAGCUAGCCCCUCCAUCCCCAUUAAUAAUCUCCUGGGCAGUAGUUUAUUUUGAUGGCUUAUUUUAAGGGGUAUCCUGCUGCUCCUUGGCUCUGAAGGUUAGAGCGGGGCCUUGGGCCCCUCGUGGCCCCAUGGUUCCUAUCCCCAUCUUUUUCUUCACCACCCAGAGUAGAAUCCAUCCCCUCUGUGCAUCAUACUGGGGUUGGGCUCAAAGUUGUCUUCCACUGAGAGCAGCAGCCUUGCUUUCCCCUCAGCCAGAAUCCACGUUUCAGUCGCUGCAUGAUGCAGCCCACAUAUUUUUCUGUGCAGAACUCAGAGCAUGUGUCUCUCUUCCUGUGCCAGGUGUGCUUUGCAGGCCAGGCUAUCUGAACAUCCCCCUUCUGAACACACUGCUGGGGACACAGCCACUUCUCCUCCUUCAGCACCCUUCCUGGAUGAGCAGCUCAAAAAGCCUCAACUCAAGCGCGUGUUCCCUUUCCCUUCUGCCUGUGAACAGGGUCCAGUCCCAACCUUACCACCACUGAAUGCUUCAGUUUUCAUCCCAUGUCUGAAAUGCUUUCCGUGUUCCUUAGCAUGUUCUCUACCUGCUGCCUUGGGGGCAGAGAGGGCAGGGGGAACCCCCAUUUAGGUCACACCUGGUUCCAGGCCCCAGCAGGAUUUGCCUGUUUCCCAGUGUCUUGUCCAGUUGUGUAUGCAGAGACUGUCAGCCCUUCCCUUGGAGCUGAUUUCACAGGGUUCUUCCAUAUACAUGUGGUUCCUUUCUAACUUCAUCUCAUUCCCCAACAUUUACAUCAGUCCUCGAUGGUUUCCAGCUCCACCACCCUUUGUGCUCCAGCUCAAACUGAAAACUUUCCUCCUUUUUGUACUGGAGCCCUGGCAGUUCCUCCCCUGGCCUUGCUGCACUCUCUCUUUUUUCCUGCCCUCUCCUCUUAUCUGUCACAUGCCCUCCCAUCUCCAGCUCCCUGGAAGGUGGUGCACUAAAGGGACAGAGGAGAAAUGCGUGGGCUGGCAGACACUGGCCAUGGAGGUGGGUGUUGAACCUAUCAGUAUUUCACUCACUGCUUUGUGUGACACAUUUACAGCAAAGGGCUAAGCUGAUCUAUGUUUACAUAGCUUCCCUGCCCCUGUUGCCCCUCCCCCCCCCCCCCCCCCCCCAAUGGAAACCCUGUUACACACCAAAGAAUCGCACGGGGUAGACAACAGUCCCCUGCUCUCCUUUUGCUUGGGUGCAGUGGAAGCCAGCAGGCAUGGCAAUGAUAUGGGUGGAUAAACGUUAUUCUAGACCAUUUCCUACCUCUGUUCCAACGGGGCGGGGGCAGGAGCGGGAAGGAAAGUCUGUCUGCAGGUGCUAGCAUUGUUCUUGAUCUGUCAGCAUCCUGGCUGCUGCUGGCCCUAGAAGGGAGGUGGCAGCAGCGCUUCACUUGCUGGGUAGUCUCCUCACCCAGCCCGUGGCUUCUGUCUCAGAGCUGAGGUUUACAGUCUGGUGGUGUCGGAGCCUCGUGGGCCAGGCCUCUGUGCAUAGACCCUUGGGGCUGAGACCCAGUGCAGGCAGCAUGUAGAGCACAGAAGGGUCUCUGGAAGUGUGUCCCCACUAGGCAGACAUGGCUCAGCUCAGACCAACCCACCUUCCUGCGGCCGAGGGAAGGGGGCUAGUCUGAGCAUCUGCACAUGUUCGUAGUAUGCUGUCUCAAGCCCAACUAGCACAUCUGUGGCCUGGGCUGGGAGGCUCACUCCCCUUUGCAGUGGAGACACACUGCGUGCAGCACAAAGGUAAAAGCUUUCUUGCUGUCCCAGCCCCUGCUUGGCAGAGGCAGCGUGGGACACUGUUGCUGAAUUACACACACUUGCUCCCCCUCCCUCUUUCCAGAAUAAACUUUGCUUCUCA